This is a messenger RNA of Aspergillus pseudoviridinutans, 789 nucleotides long. RefSeq lists its product as uncharacterized. The record is from RefSeq and is a predicted model, not a curated record. The coding region runs from base 1 to 789 and encodes 262 amino acids. NCBI's taxonomy places the organism in Eukaryota, Fungi, Ascomycota, Eurotiomycetes, Eurotiales, Aspergillaceae. The transcript has 2 exons.
AUGCCCACAACACACCAACAUCAUGCCAAUCCCAUCAAUGUCCCGAUACCACAGCAGCAGCAGCAGGCAGCUAUUCCAGUGAUCCAGCCGUGGGCGGUAAACCCAAUGCAACAAGUAGAUCACCAACGCGCCCAACUGCAACAGCAACAAAUGAUUGAAAGUCUUACAGAAUUCCAACAAACGGUGCAGGAGAAAGUUAAGGAAGAGCUAAAGGCAGCUCAGCAAGAGAUGCAGGCGAAAUUCAAGGGAGAACUACAAUCGGCUCAGCAAGAGAUGCAGGCGAAAUUGAAGAGAGAGCUACAAGCAUCUCAGCAGGCGAUGCAGGCGAAAUUGAAGAGACAGCUACCAGCAUCUCAGCAGGCGAUGCAGGCGAAAUUGAAGAGAGAGCUACAAAUAACUCAGCAAGUGAUGCAGGCGAAAUUCAAAAGAGAGCUACAAACAUCUCAGGAAGCGAUGCAGGCGGAAUUCAAGAGAGAGCUACCAGCAGCCCAUAUAUCUUCGGGGCCGGUUCAGCAGCAACAGGGGGAGCAGCGAAGGCAAGAAAUGCUGCAGGAGGUGCAACAGAUCAUACGGCAAUUUCAGCAACCUGUUCAGCAGCUAGUUCGGCAGCUAUUUCAGCAAGAAGUCCCGCCACUGGUUCAGCGAAAGAUAGCACAUCUCGCUCAUCAGGUGCAGGUUCUAACGCAACAGACAUCCUUGGAGGGAGCCCGCCGACGAAUCUGGGAGCUAGAAGACGAGAUUGAGCAACUUCGCCAGGAAAGUGCCCCGUUUGAAAACGCUUCUGUAUGA